Molecule: messenger RNA, 567 nt
Organism: Penicillium diatomitis
Lineage: Eukaryota; Fungi; Ascomycota; Eurotiomycetes; Eurotiales; Aspergillaceae
Product: PPP1R11/YPI1 family protein
Exons: 2
Coding region: 1-567 (188 amino acids)
Cellular component (GO): nucleus
Molecular function (GO): protein serine/threonine phosphatase inhibitor activity; protein phosphatase 1 binding
Source: RefSeq, a predicted model, not a curated record
AUGUCCCGAACACGCCAUCCAGCCAAUAUACCAUCGCAAUCUACAACCGAGACGUCCAAUGGACAACCUACCCUCCGUCUCACAGGCACCCUCCGCCUGCGCGGCGAAGAAUCCCCCUCCACAUCGACGAACGGCGCCGGUCCCUCUCAAUCUCGCCGAAUUCGGUGGAGUGAAGACGUUGUGGACAACGAGGGCAUGGGCAAGAAAAGCUCAAAAGUCUGCUGUAUUUUUCACAAAGCCCGCCCCGUAGGCGAAAGCAGUUCCGAAGAAUCCUCCUCGAGCUCUUCAGACAGUGACUCCGACAGCGAUUAUGACUCUCGGAACGACAUGGCCCGCCGUGCGAAUCAAAGACGGCGAGGACGAAGUCCUUGCGAAGAUGACGAUCAUGAUCAUGACCAUGAGCACGGCCACGAGCACAACCACAGUCACGAUGGCCCGUGUAACGCAGCGUCAGGAUCAGCAUCAUCAUCAAAACGCAAGAUCAAGCGCACAAGGAGAAAGCCCAGCCCCAAUGCGUAUGAAAAGAUGCCGAGGCCGUCGAAGAGCUCUCAACCACGAGAAUCAUGA